Molecule: messenger RNA, 899 nt
Organism: Drosophila yakuba
Lineage: Eukaryota; Metazoa; Arthropoda; Insecta; Diptera; Drosophilidae
Product: lectizyme
Exons: 1
Coding region: 27-842 (271 amino acids)
Biological process (GO): proteolysis
Molecular function (GO): serine-type endopeptidase activity
Source: RefSeq, a predicted model, not a curated record
AGAACAAACUCAACAGAGAACUCAAAAUGAAACAAUUCGUGGCUAUAUUCGCACUGGCUCUGGCUUCGGUUUCGGCCAGUUCCAUCCCUCAGCCGGGAUUCCCCAGCGGUCGCAUCAUCAACGGCUAUGAAGCGGCGAAGGGAGAGGCGCCCUAUAUCGUGUCCUUGCAGACCACAGCCAACUCCCACUUCUGUGCAGGAACUCUGCUCGACGAGGUGACCAUCAUGACCGCCGCCCACUGCCUGACCUACAACCAAGGCCAGGCAGUUGCCGGUGCUCACAGCCGCACCGACCGGGAAAACGUUCAGACCAGGAAGUUCACCAGUGCCCAGUACGUGAUCCACGAGAAAUACAGCGGCGGUGUGGGACCCAACGACAUUGGCCUGAUCCUGCUCAACGCGGAGGAUGCCUUUGAUCUGAAUGCCGUGGCCCGUGAUGGCAGCAAUCCGGUGGGCGCUGUAAGUCUUCCUUCGAAGACAUUCCAAGGUACUACCGAUGGAUAUCUGUAUGGCUGGGGCUACGACAACACAGGAGUGCUGCCGACGAACCUCCAGAAACUGGACGCCACCAUCAUCGACUACAACGCAUGCAAGGCAGCGUUGCCAUCCAGCAACUCGCUGGCGGACACCAAUGUGUGCUCCCACACCGCCGGAAAGGCCGACGGAUCCUGCAACGGAGACAGUGGCGGCCCCCUGGUCGAGAAGUCCAGCAGUGGUGCAGACAAGCAGAUUGGCAUCGUCUCCUGGGGAUACAUACCCUGCUUGACCACUACCUACCCUUCUGUCUACACAUCAGUGUCUUCGUUUUUGCCUUGGAUCGAUGAGAACCGUAGGGCGAAGUAGACAAUAGCCGACAUACACUUGUAUAUAGCCACUUAAUAAACGAACAUUCAAAGAAAA